This is a messenger RNA of Lobosporangium transversale, 435 nucleotides long. RefSeq lists its product as hypothetical. The record is from RefSeq and is a predicted model, not a curated record. Lineage: Eukaryota; Fungi; Mortierellomycota; Mortierellomycetes; Mortierellales; Mortierellaceae. The transcript is spliced from 2 exons. Bases 1 to 435 code for a protein of 144 amino acids.
AUGCACAUCAGUGGCGUGCGGGAAGUACGAUGCCAUGAUAGGAGUGACGACGAUGAGGAUAAGGAUGAGGACGAGAUAGAGCGCACAUCAGAUUGGCCUAUACAGGGCAUUUACCAUGGACUUUCGCCUAAGUCCAUCACUCAGAGUUGGAAAGUUGGUUUCAAGGCAACUCCAACUGUCUUGAUAUUAUUAUACAUUGGAUACAUCCAUCUUAAUCUGGCCUUGCAAAUUGAUCUGUCAGAGACAGCAGCGCCAACACAAGGAUCCACACUCACGAGCAGCUCUUGCCGCUUCUCCAGUCAUGCCCAGGUCCAAUUAUUAUUCGCUAUACCACAUCUGUCUCCUAUCCAUUUUAUUUACGAUCUAUCAUGGUUGCUCUAUGUUUCUUCAGCUGAAUCAAUGCAUGCUUUCUUUGUCUCUCAAAAGCAUGCAUAA